Saprolegnia parasitica CBS 223.65 is the source of this 830-nucleotide messenger RNA. RefSeq lists its product as hypothetical. The record is from RefSeq and is a predicted model, not a curated record. The transcript has a single exon. The coding region runs from base 130 to 693 and encodes 187 amino acids. Lineage: Eukaryota; Oomycota; Saprolegniomycetes; Saprolegniales; Saprolegniaceae.
GACAUUGUGGCCAUUUGCCGCGCACGCAACAUCACGACCAUCGUCGACGGCGCCCACGCGAUCGGCCAAGUGCCCAUUGACCUCGCGACGCUGCAGCCCGAUUUUUACAUCUCCAAUUUGCACAAGUGGAUGCUGUCGCCCAAGUCAGCGGCCUUCCUCUACAUCCGUGACGUCGCGCGACAAGGGACCGUCCGCGUCCAGCCGUCCAUCGUGAGCCACGGGUACGGUGGCGGGUACGGCGCCGAGUUCGGCUUCCUCGGCACCCUCGACUACUCGGCGUGGCUCGCGGUGCCCGCGUCGCUGGCCUUCCACGCGGCAAUGGGCGGGAAAGCGCUCAUGGCGCGCAACCACGAGCUCUGCGUGCGCGCCGCCAAAACCGUCGCCGCCGCGUGGGAGACCUCGUUGCUUGUCGACGACCCGCAGCUUGUCGGGUCGUUUUGUGUUGUGUUGCUGCCGCCUCGCCUCUUUCCGUUUCCGCUGACUCCGGCCAACACGACGCUCCUAACUCAAGCGCUUGUGACGCUGCACUUGCUCCUCCGACGGGACUAUGCGAUCGAAGCCAUGUGCAUUCUGUGCGACCCGACGACCCCCGGCGUGCGCAUUGCGGCGCAAAUGUACAAUGAAGCGUCCGACUACGACAAGCUCUCGGCGGCGGUCCUCGACCUCAUUGCCCGUAGCGACGUGACGUACUAGGAUCCACAUCUCUCUACGGCGUACAGAGGUGAGUGCGAACGAAGACGAUCACGAGACAAUCGAUCGACCGAUGGGAUGGCGCUCGGCCCACGAUUGAACGUUCAGAAAAUACAUUGCGUAAACUAUGCCUUGAAGAC